ACAUUCAAUAUCAGGGUACAUUGCCCCUGGAUAAAUUAAUCCCUAAAUAGGGUUCAGCAGAUAGCAGAGAAGCUGCCCCAGCUGGCUCCCCGAAACGGUGACCACGCCCCCUACACACCGGAGCACCCGGCUGCUGCGCGGAGCGGGGCUGUUGAUACCACAGCUGUGAUCACACGCCACAGAGGCGCGCCAAGAGACGGACUGCAUAGGCUCCACCACCAGCCACUCUCACGACACACCAAGCCACUACUUGCUGUAGUGCAAUUCUCAGGAUCAGGUUUAGGCAGGCUGUGGACCAGUCUUUGGGGAUACAGUAACUGCUGUGUGAUUGGCGGUUUGUCUGAUACACCAGAGAGAAACAAGAUAAGGAGAAGAACAUUCUAGAGGAACCUUGGAUAAUCUGGAGAACGUACUGCUUUACACAGAGACCAUGAUAACGCUAACAGAAAGCUAAAGGAAACCUAAUGGAAUGCUGAGUGAGGUCAUGUAGCUGCCCUCUGACACCCCUGCAUGAGACUACGCCUUCUGCGUCACCUCGGCUUUCCUAAUUGGCUGGUUUGGAGAGCGACGGACCAAUGGAGAAGAGUGCUGAGGAGCUGAACCUCUCGUUCCUGCUGGAGCAUGAGCGAGAGAUGAUCCUCGGAGUCCUGCAGAAGGACGAGAAACUAAGGAAACUAGAGGAGAAGAGGAUACGGAAGCUGAAGAAUGAGCUGGUGGAGAUCAGGCGUAAGGGUUCGCGGCGCCCCCAAGAGGUUGGGGAGCGUCAAUGCGCCCGUUGCCUGAAGGGCCUGGGCCUGAUUUUCGACCGCGGGGAGCUCUGUGAGCAGUGUCUACAGCGUGUCUGCAGCGACUGUCGCGUGAUGGCCCCUAAAGCAAAGCAUUGGAAGUGCUCCAUCUGUGCCAAAGUCUUGGAGCUGAAGGUGGUGACCGGGGAGUGGUUCCUAGAGGAGCGGUCCAAGCGGUUUGACAAGGGGACAGUGCUCAGCAGUGAUGUGGUCAAACAGUCUAUCAUGAGCAGCCCCGCAGGAAGCCCCCACAGGAAGUCCCCAGAGCCAGCUGACUCACCUGAGAGGCCUGACACCCCAAAAUCAGGAAGAAGUGCUGUGAGGAACCUGGUGGAUGGAGCCAAGAGGAAAGGGAAAGGGAUAUUGAUGGAUAAGAAGGGCAGCCGUCCCAGCCUGAAGCCAGAGAACGGGGUGCAGGGUGGGAGUGUGUGUGCUCCUGUCCCCGACACAGACACACACAGCGUACGCAGUGCCCGGUCUGCACCACGCUCAACAACCCGCUCAGCGCCUCACUCACAUAGGGGAAGUGUUGUGGCUCUGGAGUCUUCAGGGAUACGUACUGUACCUAACAACCUGCGCUCCCAAACCCUGGAGAGGGACAGGUCCCCUACACCCAGCAGCAAGAGCAGGAGGGUCAGGCCGGACGGAGCGGAGAGCGUGGCUAGUUUCCGCUCCAGCGACAGCGUGUUUGACAAGAUGUCCGACACCGUCACCGGGCAUGGCUGGACAGGGUCUGAUACCGCCCCACCCACCAUUGCUGUCUCCAGGGCCUCUGUUUCAUCAGAUCGUAGUCGUUCUGAGGUGGACCUGUCUGUUCCUGGUUCUGCCAGUGAUGAGGCCCUCAGCCUGAGGAGCCGCUCCGUUCCUGGGCUCAAUGACACGGAGUUUGAUGAUAAUGAUAAAGACGAGGACAUCGAUGCUCUGAUGUCGGCACACAGCAAGGCCGCCAGCCGACGCAUGAGCUGCGCUGUGUCUACGAGCAGUCUGAACAGUAUGAUGAGUAUGUACAGUGAGACUGGUGACUAUGGCAACGCCAACGUGAGUGGCGAGCUGCUGUUGAACAUCAGCUACAGCUAUAAGACAGGCGCUCUUAACGUCCUGGUGAAGGAGUGUCGCAACCUGGCCACCGGGGAUGAGAAGAGGCAACGCACAGAUGCCUAUGUGAAGGCCUACCUCCUCCCAGACAAGUCUCGCCAGAGCAAGAGGAAGACCAGCAUCAAGACCAACACAAUCAACCCUGUAUUCAACGAGAACCUUAGGUAUGUGAUCAGCCACUCCCAGUUGGAGACACGAACGCUGCAGCUGUCUGUGUGGCACCAUGACCGCUUCGGACACAACAGCUUCCUGGGGGAGGUGGAGCUGACCUUUGACUCCUGGGAGUUUGACAGCAACACGGAGGAGUGGUACUCUCUGCAGCCCAAGCUGGACAGUAGUAUGGACUCCACGCUCCAGUAUAAAGGGGAGCUGACCGUGGUUCUGAAGUACAUCCCUGCAGAGAAGAACCUCAUGCUACCCCUGGACCAGGUCCAAGUGAAGAAAGGCUUUCUGAAAGGAAAGAAGACCAGCAUCAAGCUGCCUAAAGGAGGUAUGGUGGAACUGCUGGUCAAGGAGGCCAAGAACCUGACCUCUGUCAAGUCUGGAGGCACUUCAGACCCCUUUGUGAAAGGGUACCUGCUCCCUGACAACAGUAAGUCCACCAAGCACAAGACAGUGGUGGUGCGUCGCUCGGUCAACCCCCAGUGGAACCACACCUUCACCUACUGUGGCCUGCAGGCCGGAGACCUGAACAACGUGUGUCUGGAGCUCACUGUCUGGGACAAGGAGGCUCUGGCCAGCAAUGUCUUCCUGGGGGGAGUCCGACUCAACGGAGGGACAGGCCAGAGCUAUGGGAACGAGGUGGACUGGAUGGACUCGUACGGAGAGGAACAGCGGCUAUGGCAACGCAUGAUUGACAACCCGGAGGUCCCACAGGAGUGUACACUGAUGCUGAGAUCCAGCAUGUGCAAGCACAACACAUGA
Molecule: messenger RNA, 2804 nt
Organism: Oncorhynchus masou masou (cherry salmon)
Lineage: Eukaryota; Metazoa; Chordata; Actinopteri; Salmoniformes; Salmonidae
Gene: sytl5
Product: synaptotagmin-like 5
Exons: 16
Coding region: 576-2804 (742 amino acids)
Biological process (GO): exocytosis; intracellular protein transport
Cellular component (GO): plasma membrane; exocytic vesicle
Molecular function (GO): phospholipid binding; small GTPase binding; neurexin family protein binding
Source: RefSeq, a predicted model, not a curated record